This is a messenger RNA of Caenorhabditis angaria, 1051 nucleotides long. NCBI's taxonomy places the organism in Eukaryota, Metazoa, Nematoda, Chromadorea, Rhabditida, Rhabditidae. The record is from the annotation of a GenBank genome assembly.
AUGGUCGAAACCAAGUCAACGACUUCUGAUUUAGAAGUCAAAAAAUCAGAAGAAGAUGUAAGUUUUUGCUGAAAUGAUAUUUGAGUAUGUAUGAUUAAAAAAAAUAAAAUUAAUAUGUUUUAGUCAUCCCGUCAUCAUGGCGAAUGUAAAUGGUUCAACGUUUCCAAAGGCUACGGAUUCGUUGUGGAUGAUGUGACUCAAGAAGAUUUGUUUGUUCAUCAAUCGAAUUUGAACAUGCAAGGGUUUCGAAGUUUGGAUCAAGGAGAACGUGUCUCGUAUUAUAUACAGGCACGUUCAAAUGGCAAAGGAAGGGAGGCUUAUGCGGUUAGUGGAAUUUUUCUGGGGAAAAAGUGGAAAAUUUUCUAAAUUUUGUGAAAUCAUACGAUUCCUUACUUUAAAAAAAGUUCGUCGAACUCAAAAGCAAGUUUGAAUAUGAAGCUCAAAAUUAAGCCCAAAGCCCUGGAAAAAAUAGAAAAAUCAAAUAAAUUAUUCUCUAAAAUAUUUCCGAAUAUUCUUCGGGUUUCACUGAAAAGUGAUGAAAAAUGUUUAGAAAAAAAUGCGAGUCGAGAAAAUCUCAAUUAAUUAGCCUAACUACUCAUGCUCAAAACCUCUUAUUUUUUCAAAUUUCCAACAAAAAAACAAAUGGAAAAAAAUUGCAAAAAAAUAAAAAGAAAACAACGAGACUCCGCUUACGGGUCGCCGUAUGUUUGCGGGAGUUUGAAUUUAUUUUUUUUCAUUUUUCGGGAAAAUCCCCUUAUAAUUCCAGGUAUCCGGUGAAGUAGAAGGGCAAGGCCUAAAAGGCAGUCGAAUUCACCCGUUGGGCCGCAAAAAAGCGACAGGUCUUCGAUGUUUUCGUUGUGGCAAAAUCGCAUCUCACAAAGCCAAAAAUUGUCCGAAUGUGAAAGGCGAUGGAAAAGUUUGUUAUACUUGUGGAUCAGAUGAACAUGUCAGUUCAGUUUGUCCAAAACGAAUAGAUGAAAAAACGAAACAAAUUGAACAUUUGAUUGAGGAAUCGGAAGAAGAACCAUUGAAGAAAAAAAACGGACGUUAA